GAAAAGCUUUGUCCUCGGAGAUGGAAAGAGGGGAAGAUGGAGCUGUAAUCUUAUGCCGCUGCACGACAAGCUUCAAUAACCUGAUCAGUCGGGCCUGGAAUCGGUCCCGCCAUGACAGUGUCACCCUCACAUCGAUCGAUGCGAUCAUCAUGGCGGACGGGCGGGCGGGCGGACGGACCUCAGCAAUGCUGCGUGACAGUUGGCAGUGCCGGGCUGCCUCCUCAGGCCCUGCAGUGCCAGUCCUGCGACGACAUGGAACACACAUGAGCUGGGCACGUUCGAGGCAGCCACCGAUUUUAUCACACGCAGAAACCAACCGAGCGCGGGCGAGCAUCUUUCUGACCGACAGCAAGAGGAGUCAUCAGUCAAUACUAUGUAGAAUUCUUCUGACAGGCCCCUGUCCAUCUGGUGUGGCUGAGAUGGUGUCUUUCCUUCUUUCCUUGGAUCAGGCACGCCUCGCAUCGUGUGACACCUCCCGCCAACCUUGUCCGUCCUUGUCCCUCCUUGAGAUUCGACUGUCAUGCCAGCCAUGCAAGACGGCCAGUCGGGUCCCGAGACACACAAACUUGCUGACUUGCAAAAAAAAAAGCUCCUGUGGCACAGCAUUUGCAAUAAUCACCGGCACAUCCGCGCCGGCCUUGGGGAAGGAUGCGCUGUCCAACAUUUUUUCAACCCCUGCCCAGCCUUCUGCUCACCACUUGCAGCCUUUUUAUCGAUAAUUCGGCGGGUUACUGGCUGCUGCACAGAUGAAGGCCUGUUGCAAGGGGCCGUGCCGGGAUCCCAAAGCUCCUUAGCUCCACAAGAACUAGCGGCUGUUUCAGAUCUUCAGGGACCAUCUCCUUACCAAGUACACAGGCUUCGUUCAGCCUUGGACCAGUUGGCUGUGGACCACCUCUGCACCUCUGCCUUCGCGGUUCGCAACGCCUCGAGGGGCCACGGCUGGGACAGCUGGGACAGCUGGGACCGACGGGGGGGUCGCCGCGGCCCUCGGAAGCGUCGCCAGCCCUCCGCCGUCAAUAACAGGAGCGCCCAGUCCUGGCUCUGCCUGUCUGUUUGCGGCAUUCUUUCCAUCCAAAAAUAUACUUGCAACACCACCGGGCGGGUCCUGCUUGCUGUCUUCCGCUCCUCCUCCAAGGCUACCACAGCAGAAACCUUGUUGUCCCGCCGGGAUUGCAUGCUUGCUUCCCUCGCUGCUCGAGACCUGUCGUGCACCACUGGGCGUUCUCGCCCACACCCCCCUCCCCCCGGCCCGACUACUCUUUCUCUGCUACGUCUGCUUGAAUCACGGGCAAUAUCUGCGCCCCAGCAAGCAUAACGCUGCGUAAUACCGUGGUACGCCGGCCCUGUGCCACGACUUGCUCCGGCCACUGAGAAGCCUUGUGCUCCCAAAUUGGUUUUGCAACGUCCGCGGCAUAAUAAUUAGGGGGCCAUUGCGCAGCAGACGGAGUAUAUGAUGGAGACCGCAUCCCUCACGCAACCCGCGCCCUGGGCCACCUCGCGCUACACAAAGGCUCUUCCGGAUCCCCCACCGCCGCCUGCCAGCAAAACCAAGGCUGUUGUGGUGUUGCCCGCAAGAAAGGACUCCCUGGCCUCCUCUCGCCCACCACCACCUCCCAAGGACACCGCCGCGAAAACAUCGUCGACCAUGGCUGCGGCCAAGGUGUCGGAGUCGCCACUUCCUCCACUUCCGGGUCUGACAAGGGUGAAUAGCCCGCCUGUUGUUAUAAGGAGGAAGCCGGUGGGUAACGGGGCUGUCGGGAACACAGCUCAGAGCCCACCGCAUCCACAGCCCGCCCAGCCUGGCAAUGUCUCUCCCGUCGAGUCCCUGUCGAGCAUAUUUUCGGCCUACGGCACGGAGGACUCCUCGGCCACUCGGUACUCAGAGGACACAACUGCCACUGCGUAUUCCGUCAUGGGUCCAUCGCCUCCGAACCCAAAGGUUUUGCCAAAGGAUACUCUUGGGGGACCAAGCACAAAAUUGGACCUGGUGUCGCCCUUAUACUUGCCAACUCCUGUUUCCUCGGAAAUGAGUUCAAAUGCCCCACAUCCUCAGCACGGUUCUGGUCUAGAAGCACACACAGACGGUCGUCCUCCUACGCCACCCACAAAGGAAAUUCAAAGGCCCAUCACUCCCAAGAGCUCCAAGGCCCUCCCAUCUAUACCGUCCGAGCAGGCAAAUAUUUCCUCGCCCAUGGCUGAACAAUCGCCCUCACAACCACAGCUUUGGCGCAGGAGGUCCCUCAAGUCGGACAAGCCCUUGACCGUCCCCCAGCUCAAACUCACCUCUUCCCACGGCUCGACAGCGGCUUCAGCACAAGAAGCCGGGGCGUUGCAGCACGACAUUGCCUCUCUCCCGAAGCCUAGGGCGCCCUUCGCAGGAUCCGCUUUGGACUCGCCCAUCUUGAAAGGCUUUCAAUCUUUCCCCGGCCGCAACGUCCGACCGUCACCUUCAAACAAGGCUCUGCCAAGAAACCCACGACCAGAGAUCAUGGAAAACCCAAAUCCCCAAGAGCACCAAGAUGGCUUCUCUCAAUACGCCCAGGAGGUCGAAGACGGCUACAAGGCAUCCUCGUCCGAGGCCGCCCCGGCCGUUUCACCGCACAUUCAACGCCCGCCAACUCCGGAGUAUGACCAUGAUGAAUCCCCCAUCGACGGCAGCUUCCCAAACAUGAGGUCUCCAGCGUCGCCCGCGUCGCCCGUCACCCCGCCGACUGAGGGAAGGCCCCUCAGCAUCAUUCCGGAGGAUAUUGUGCGCGCCGUCGCGGCCCCUGCCCCGGCUGCUCCCCCUCCGUCGGGCCCGCUGCCCUCGCUGCCGCCCCGAUCCUCGUCACGCGGCCCACCACCGCCGGGGGGCGGUUCCGGGCCCCGUCUUGGCUUGCCGAGGUCUCCCGCGCCCCCAGGCCGGUCCUCACCAGGCGCUUUCUCUCCUGCCGCACCCUCUCCCGCCUCCGUGUCUCCUGCUGUCAUCGCUCCGGCCGAAGUCUCUUCAAAAGCGCCUGCUACAUCGUCACCACCGCCUGCUUCCGUCGCAAAAAUGGCAGCUUCGCUCUCCCCAGGUUACGUCCAGUCUCCCAGCUCGACCCCCACCCCCUCCAUCGCGAUCAGUGACGAUGGCGAUGCUUCGACCAUCAAGGCAGCCCGUUCGCCCCACCCCACGCAACCGGACCACGAGGCCACCAAGCAACAGCCGCAACACCAACUCGCGCCAUCCAGCAGCACCGAGGAAGAAGAGGUGGUCGACGCCGCCGGCCCGACCGUGCCCGCGUCACCCGGCGAGGCCAACUACUUCCCCGCCGCCGAGUACUCGAGGCUCUUCUUCCCGGGGGAUAUCAUCCCGGCGCCGCCGAUCAAGGCGAGUCAACUCGACUGCCUGACGGCCCACUCGCGGUUCGUCGCCAGCAAGAAUGAGCACCACCCUGUCGCCUGCAUGACGUGCAAGGUUGAGGACAAUGGCGCGCGGUUCUGCUGCUCGCACUGCCGCGUGCGCAUCUGCGGCGGCUGCCGGGAGGCGCUGGUCUCCAACGGGCGGGAUUUGGCCAAGAUCAUGUCUUCCAAGUGAGGGCUAUAAGUCAAACUCUUCUUCAUGCUCUCGGAUUUGUGCUUCUUCGCGCCGGUCCUUUGAUUUGAUUCAUUGCCGUGAAAUUUUCUUUCGCUUCUUGACAAUAGAUCUUGAAGGUAUAAGGGGCUUGGUUCUUUUACGCCCAGACGGAUAAGACGGGGAUGAGGGAUGGAAAAGAAAAAAAUAUACUGCAUGCGGACUGAUGGCGUUUUUUCUUGGGUUUUUUAAAGGAUACCAAAGACAGUACUCUUCUACUACUUCUCUCUGUGCUCAGGGCACUGUAGAGUAAGUGAUCUCUUUUUCUUUUCUCUUUUCAUGCCGGAUUUGAGGCUUGGGCUGGGCAGUAUGUCCCGGAAAGAAAGCCCAUAUGAAUGGUUUCCACUAGAUUUGAUAGCAUCAGCAUUGCUGAGGAAUGAUAGACGAUUUUCCACA
Messenger RNA from Diaporthe batatas, 3991 nucleotides. RefSeq lists its product as uncharacterized. NCBI's taxonomy places the organism in Eukaryota, Fungi, Ascomycota, Sordariomycetes, Diaporthales, Diaporthaceae. The transcript has a single exon. The record is from RefSeq and is a predicted model, not a curated record. The coding region runs from base 1451 to 3559 and encodes 702 amino acids.